Molecule: messenger RNA, 342 nt
Organism: Emiliania huxleyi CCMP1516
Lineage: Eukaryota; Haptophyta; Isochrysidales; Noelaerhabdaceae
Exons: 1
Coding region: 1-342 (113 amino acids)
Source: RefSeq, a predicted model, not a curated record
AUGACGCUGCAGGAGUUUUCGGACCUCGAACAACGAGUCUUUGCGCGCGCCUCGGUGCGCGCGGCUCAGCCGGCGCCGCUUUCGAGGUUCGAGGAGCUUGGAGACGAGAUACGGGUCGAGGGGGCUCGUUUGGGGGCGCUCGAGUUCAAGGCGAAGGAGGCCUUUCUGGCGCGGAGCGGACUUAGCGGCCAGGCGUUGGAGGCCGAGGAGAUGCGGUUGAUGCGGCUGAGGGAGGGGGCGAGCCUGCUCCGCAGGACGCCUCGCUGCCGCGGCCACGCCCCUCGGGGCGAAGAAGGCGGGCAAGCGUGCAGCGGAGGCGGCGCGCAAGGCGAUUGCGCUUGA